This is a messenger RNA of Xiphophorus couchianus (Monterrey platyfish), 1563 nucleotides long. RefSeq names its product ribonucleotide reductase M2 polypeptide (gene rrm2). Gene Ontology annotation, biological process: deoxyribonucleotide biosynthetic process. The coding region runs from base 152 to 1309 and encodes 385 amino acids. The transcript has 11 exons. Gene Ontology annotation, cellular component: cytosol. NCBI's taxonomy places the organism in Eukaryota, Metazoa, Chordata, Actinopteri, Cyprinodontiformes, Poeciliidae. The record is from RefSeq and is a predicted model, not a curated record. Gene Ontology annotation, molecular function: ribonucleoside-diphosphate reductase activity, thioredoxin disulfide as acceptor.
GGCGGUAACCUGGAUACAGUUACUGGGCAGAUUGCCCCGACGUCAGCUGCGAGGGAAGAGGGAUUUAAAAGACUUCUGGAAAUUUUAGAGGGAAAACCGAGGAGAAUGGUUCAGUUUAAAACGGAAUCCGAGUUUUAUAAAAGCAUUAACGAUGCUGUCUGCGCGCUCCCCUCUCUCGGUGAAGAACCAACAGACUCUCAGCAGUCAGAUAGACAGCAUGUCUUUGGACAAAGAGAACACGCCUCCCAGCCUGAACAGCACCCGCGUUCUGGCGUCCAAAACCGCCCGAAAGAUCUUCAGUGAAGCCGCGCCUAAAGCGGUGAAGAAGAGCAGCUUUGAGGAAGAGGAGCCUCUGCUGAAGGAAAACCCUCGACGCUUCGUCAUCUUCCCCAUCCAGUACCACGACAUCUGGCAGAUGUACAAGAAGGCAGAGGCCUCCUUCUGGACGGCAGAGGAGGUGGACCUGUCCAAAGACCUGCAGCACUGGGAGUCCCUGAAGGACGAGGAGCGCUACUUCAUCUCCCACGUGUUGGCCUUCUUCGCCGCCAGCGACGGCAUCGUCAACGAGAACCUGGUGGAGCGCUUCACGCAGGAGGUGCAGGUGACGGAGGCCAGGUGUUUCUACGGCUUCCAGAUCGCCAUGGAGAACAUCCACUCUGAGAUGUACAGCCUGCUGAUUGACACCUACAUCAAGGAUCCCAGCGAGAGGGAAUACCUGUUCAACGCCAUCCAGACGCUGCCGUGCGUGAAGAAGAAGGCCGACUGGGCGCUCAACUGGAUCGGCAACCGGAACGCCUCCUACGGAGAGAGAGUGGUGGCCUUCGCCGCUGUGGAGGGAAUCUUCUUCUCUGGUUCGUUCGCCGCCAUCUUCUGGCUGAAGAAGAGAGGCCUGAUGCCCGGUCUGACCUUCAGCAACGAGCUCAUCAGCCGAGACGAGGGUCUGCACUGCGACUUCGCCUGCCUGAUGUUCAAACAUCUGGUGAACAAACCGGCGGCAGAAACCGUCACCAAGAUCAUCAGGAACGCCGUGGAGAUCGAGCAGGAGUUCCUGACUGACGCUCUGCCCGUGAAGCUGAUCGGGAUGAACUGCGACAUGAUGAAGCGCUACAUCGAGUUCGUGGCCGACCGGCUGCUACUGGAGCUCGGCUUCUCUAAGGUGUACCGGUCGGAGAACCCGUUCGACUUCAUGGAGAACAUUUCUCUGGAGGGGAAGACCAACUUCUUUGAGAAGCGGGUCGGGGAGUACCAGAGGAUGGGCGUCAUGUCGGGUCCAACCGACAACACCUUCAGGCUGGACGCCGACUUCUGAACCGGGCCAGACCACCUGAACGCUCCAACUGGACCUGCAGUGCCUGGCCUUUGUGAACUGAAGGUAUCGGCCAAUCAGAGCGCUGCAGCUCACCUGGAGUCAACAAUGAAACACAUUUUCACCUUCAGUGACUCUUCCUGGACUCUUAACUUAAUUCAAACGCUUCAUGUUUUCUGGGGUUUUAUAUUUAAUUUGUAUAUAAUGUUACCUUUUUUUGUCUAUUUUUUUUUUUAAAUAAAUGUUGUGCAUAUAAA